Sabethes cyaneus is the source of this 3101-nucleotide messenger RNA. RefSeq names its product uridine phosphorylase 1. The record is from RefSeq and is a predicted model, not a curated record. Gene Ontology annotation, cellular component: cytosol; cytoplasm. The transcript has 7 exons. The coding region runs from base 431 to 1537 and encodes 368 amino acids. Lineage: Eukaryota; Metazoa; Arthropoda; Insecta; Diptera; Culicidae. Gene Ontology annotation, molecular function: uridine phosphorylase activity. Gene Ontology annotation, biological process: uridine catabolic process; nucleotide catabolic process.
GCUAGUUUUUGGUGAGCUGUCGAGUUGGACGGAAGCUAAUCGAUAUUACGGACACGUCCUAAUCUGUGUAGCUUUGGAAUUAGCUGUUUUUUGGCGCGCAAAAAAGUGAUUUCUACUGUGAGAAAGUGCAAUUACUUACAAUCGAUAAGCAUAUUUUUUUUUAUCAAAAGUGACUGUCGAAAACUGUUUGAAUCGAUACCGUUUGACACAUCUGAUCAUAGGAAAAACACAACCGGAAAACACGCAAGCAGCACGUUUUCUGUUCGGAGUGGCUCUGAGAGCGUUCUAAAAUUAGAACCGUUUCGAAAUAUUGUGAUAGCUUUCUUCGAAUUUUCCCCGUAGAGUGGUGAAAGCAAAAACGAAGUGUUAAUCUCUUGAACGCUGAAAAAGGUGGAAAUCUAGUCAUCGCCGUCGUCAUCAGUCAGUCACGAUGAGUGAUGCAGUUGAGCAUAAUGGAACGGUGGAGGUAUUUGGCAACGGUAACUGUGCCAAAGGAGACCACAGCAGCAAUGGCAAGGAGGAAGACGAUUUUGUUCAUCCGGAUACGAGAUACAACGAUGGCUCCGUCAAGCUUCGGAAUCCUAAUAUCGAACUAAUGGAUCAGGACAUUUUGUACCACUUGGCCUUGGGCAGCGGUAGCCAUGAUCUGCGGGAAAUGUUUGGCGAUGUCAAAUUCGUUUGCAUGGGCGGAACCCCCAAGCGGAUGGAGAACUUCGCACACUUCAUUAUGGACGAAAUCGGUUACAAACUGCCCGCUGGAACGCAACUGCAGGACAUCAGUGCGUUCUCCUACAGGUAUUCUAUGUACAAGGUCGGUCCCGUGUUGUCAAUUAGCCACGGAAUGGGUGUGCCUUCGUUGGGAAUCUUGCUGCAUGAAAUGAUUAAACUGAUGUACCAUGCUAAGUGUAAGAAUCCGAUUUUUAUUCGAAUCGGAACGUGCGGUGGUGUUGGAAUCGAAGGUGGUACCGUUGUCAUCACCGAGGAUGCUGUAGAUGGACUGCUUCGAAGCACUCAUGAAAUUGCAAUAUUGGGACAAAUCGUUCACCGUCCAGCAGUACUAGAUAAGCGAUUAGUAAGAGAGCUUAAAUCCUUGGCGUCGGCCGACGAUCCAUAUGAUACCAUUAUUGGCAAGACGAUGUGUACUUCAGACUUUUACGAAGGUCAGGGUCGCCUAGACGGUGCCUUCUGUGACUUUUCCGAGCAGGACAAAAUGGAUUAUUUGGAGAAGCUGCGGGACUUUGGCGUGGUAAACAUCGAGAUGGAGUGCACGAUUUUCGCUGCGCUGACACACCACGCCGGUAUCAAGGCCGCUAUUGUAUGUGUCGCUCUGCUGGAUCGUCUAAAGGGUGACCAGGUAAUGUCACCGAAGGAAGUGAUGAACGAGUGGCAGCAGCGGCCGCAGAUACUCGUUUCGCGACUUAUCAAGAAGCAUCUAGCCCAAGCGGGACACCUGAAAAGUCUGGCAUCAACGCCAAGCUCCAUAAAGUCUCCGCGGCGGUUCAAACUUGUCCAGCAGGAGUCGGAAGCACACGAGUAAUCUUCCUUUCGGAAUGAAAAUUGCUUUGUGGCAAUUCAAAUGUUACGAUGAGCAAGACGGAACUACGUUGAUAUAUGGACAUCGAUGAAAGAGUUAAGGGUAGGAAACAGUCUGCUCAGUGGCAGGCAGCCCAAUUGCACUAGAGAAAGCACAUUCCAUUAUAGUAAAUAUCCGUACGUUUUAUUAAUAGUAAACACAAACCUCAUAAUAAAAAAAUACUUAAAGAAAGCAAACGGUGAUGGGACACGACGGUGAUACUUUAAAACCGAGUCUAAUUCGAUUGACAAAAUCUAAACGAUGAAUUCACUUGAUUGAGAACGACGAAAUCUUAAAAAGUCCAGCGAAGGCUUAUUUUCCUAUGCUUGGUAACUGAGCAGAGAAUAACUUUCACUCGGUUUGUUCACAUUUCACUGUUCGAACUUGUUGAAAAUUUGCUCUGCAAUUCGCUUUGGUUAUAAAAUCUAAACAAAAUUUUAAUUUUUCAAUCGAUGGAAUAGAGUAUUUUUACGUGUGUAAUACAAUGCCCUUGUUGAAAAAUACAAAAAACGGCGCUUUUUUAUUAAAAUCAAUUUGAUCCAUUUUCACAUGUUUUGGUAUGAUUCCAAAACGGCUAAUCUUUUUAAUUUAAAUUUCAUUAGCCAAUACCAUACGUUGGCAAACCACACAACGCGACAAUAUUUAUAUUUAAAGGCUAUGCUGCCAAUUAGAGUCACUUGUUGUUAGGAGAACUUUGAAAAAGUUUCGUGUCCGGGGGUAUUAGCGGGUAAUGAUUAGCAAAAAUUUGAAUAUUACUAGCAUAAAAAAUGUAGACAACGAGUUAUUAAAAAAAGAACAUGAAAAGCCGCUUACUUUCAUGAAACGUUAUAUUUUCAAUUUUGAUUAAAUGUCGUUUAUCGGUUGCGCAAAAGCUUUUUCCGAAGAUUGUUCUAGCAUUGAAACGAACCAAGUUAGUAGAAACAUUGUGUAUGUACAGCCUUGCCUUUGUAAUUGUAGUUAUAUCACGUUGGUGAUGUUAAUAAACAUUGUUGACUGUUCGCAAAUAAUCACAUCUAUUUUUGUGACUGUUGCUUUUGUGAGCAGAAUUUUUCUUGCCGUAAUUAUAACGUUCGUUGUUAGCUUUAAAUUGCUACUAUUCUGUUCUGCUAUCGUCUAGCAAUGACAUUAUUCAAAGUAAACUAAAUGUGAAAUCACUCCCGUACUAAAUUACUCUCUAGUACAACAAAUCGUCUUUUCAAAUGUGUCAGUUAUAAGCAAAUUAUCUCUCAAUCACUCGGUAAGCAUUAAAUCCUAUAAUCACCUAAAUAUUCACCACCACUUACUCAUUACUUGAGGCAAAGUUCAACUGAGAUGCUUUUUGGUUUUGAUUGUGAAGAAAUAAAAAAAACUUUCUAAAAAUCUAAUCGACGGCAAACGCCAUCGACCAUAUCGAGAUCCAUCAUUCGAGUUAGUAUAACAGAAAUAGUUAUGUGUAUAAUGUACAAAAAUCAAAUACUUAUUAAAUGACAGUUCACUAUUAUUAUAAUUAAUAUUAAUAUUAUUAUUAUACCUAUACAUUGAAAUAUAU